Messenger RNA from Leptidea sinapis, 1995 nucleotides. RefSeq lists its product as uncharacterized. The record is from RefSeq and is a predicted model, not a curated record. Gene Ontology annotation, biological process: DNA integration. Bases 337 to 1728 code for a protein of 463 amino acids. NCBI's taxonomy places the organism in Eukaryota, Metazoa, Arthropoda, Insecta, Lepidoptera, Pieridae. The transcript has 2 exons. Gene Ontology annotation, molecular function: nucleic acid binding.
UUUCAAUCAAUAAUAAACAGUAACCAGUCUAUCGAUGACAUUAAUAAGCUCCACUAUCUUCGUGCAUCACUAAAGGGGAGUGCUCUUUUAAUAAUUAAUAAUCUCGAUUUUAAGUCGGAGAAUUACAACGCUGCCUGGAAGUUGCUUUGUGAGCGUUAUGACAAUAAGAGGCUGCUUGUGAAUAAUCAUGUGCAAGCUUUGUUUAACAUUGAGUCAUUUUCAAGGGAAUCAAGUAAGUCAAUAAGACAUUUAGUAGACGAAACUAAAAAAAAUUUAAGAGCCCUGGCGACCUUGGAUCAACCUGUUCAAUAUUGGGACACCUUAAUUAUCCACAUUAUGACGGGUAAACUAGAUCAAAUCACAAAUAGGGAAUGGGAGCAGCACCGCAACUCUAUGUCACAGCCUCCCACCUUACCAGUCUUUAUUACAUUUCUCAAUAGUAGGGCAGAUUUAUUAGAAACACUAGAGGAGUCCAAAGUCGCUAAAACACAAAACUCACAAGCUUUUAACAAUACUAAACCUAAAAGCUUUGUAAUUAAUACUAACAAUAAUUUUACUAACCAUAAAUCAUUCAAUCAUAAAUCUUCAUUAUGUCAAUUAUGUAAUCAGUCACAUUUCCUAUUUUCUUGCCCUAACUUUAGAGACUUACCUGUAGAGUCCCGUAUUAAAAAGGCCCAAGACUUAAAAGUUUGUUUGAAUUGCCUACGUCCAGGUCAUGUACUUUCAAAAUGUAAAUUAGGCUCUUGUAAAUAUUGCCGUCUGAAACAUAACACUUUGUUACAUAUUGAGAAUGAACCAGAGCAAUCUACCUCUCAAAAUGUAGCGCUUACUCUUAAUAACACGUCUGAAACAAGAACUGUGUUACUCUCCACAGCGCUCGUGAAUGUGGUGGAUACUAACGGAAAGCUCCAUACCGCACGGGUCUUGCUGGACAACGGGAGCACAGCCAACUUUGUUUCAGAGGAUUUCUGCCACAUGACAAAAGAAGCUUUUUUAGCAGCUCUCAACCGAUUUAUUGCUCGGAGGGGGAAACCACGCCACAUCUUCUCGGACAAUGGUAGUACUUUCGUCGGGGCCUUCAAUGAGCUAGCGCAGCUUCUAGCACAGGAUCUCGACCUAAAUAGAAUCGAUCCAGGUAUAACCUUUUCGUUUAUUCCGGCAUAUACUCCACAUUUCGGUGGACUAUGGGAAUCUGCCGUCAAAUCCACCAAAUAUCAUUUAAAACGAAUCUUAAGCCUUACGUACCUCACCUUUGAAGAAAUGGCAACUUGCCUUAUUCAGAUUGAAUCUAUAUUAAAUUCUCGUCCUCUAACUCCUAUAUCCAGUGACCCGUCAGACCUCACUCCACUUACACCCGCACACUUCCUUAUUGGGCGAUCUUUACUGACGUUGCCUCAUCCACAGGUCACCAGAGCCAGUGUGUCCUCGCUUCAGCGAUUCCAGAGAAUCGAAUAUCUGAAGCAACAUUUUUGGAAUCGCUUCUCAAACGAAUAUGUUCUCUGGCUUCAGGAAAAAUCCAAAUGGCAUCGCUCUACCAGAGGAGAACUAAAGGAAGGGGCUCUCGUUGUAAUCAAGGACAAGACCUCUCCGCCUCUUAUGUGGCUGAUGGGACGAGUCAUCCGUGUGCUACCAGGGAGUGACGGCGUCGCAAGAGUUGCAGACAUACGCACACGCAAGGGUGUGCUCAGACGGGCAUUCAACACUAUUUGCCCCCUGCCUCUACAGUGACUCUACCUUGAAGACCACGGCUCUUCAACAGGGGGAGCAUGUUGGAGCCGCCUUAACUGCGGCUGAUGAACCGGUUGUGUAGCCGGACGCCAGAGGGGAGCCGCCGGAGAGGGGAGGCAACGGUCGUCGACCCACUCGGCAGUGCCACGUCCCGCAGUCGCGUCAAACCCUAUCAGCACGACACCCGCGCACGCGCAUCUACCUAUUUACAAUAUUUCCGCAUACGAUAACCAGUUACUUUGUGCUGUCAAUAAACAUUUAACUACA